Pan troglodytes (chimpanzee) is the source of this 3674-nucleotide messenger RNA. RefSeq names its product SH3 domain binding kinase family member 3 (gene SBK3). Gene Ontology annotation, molecular function: ATP binding; protein serine/threonine kinase activity. Lineage: Eukaryota; Metazoa; Chordata; Mammalia; Primates; Hominidae. The record is from RefSeq and is a predicted model, not a curated record. Bases 636 to 1715 code for a protein of 359 amino acids. Gene Ontology annotation, biological process: protein phosphorylation. The transcript is spliced from 4 exons.
ACUGGGGAGAGCGGACGGAGAUGCCCAGAGGGGCCGGGAGAGACGGGAAACAGACAGACAGAGAGAGGGGAGCAGGCAGGGAGCAGAGCGUGGAGACACCCCCAGAGUUGGUGGAGAAAGAGUGGAGAGAGUGUGCGGGCAGGGGAGAGGGGCCGGCGACCCACAGAGACGGGACAGGGAGGGGGAGUCCCACCCCAGAGACCCAAGUGCAAGACAGAGACAGGGAGGGUGGAGAGAGAGAGACGGGGAGAGAAGGAGACAAAGACGCACAAAGAGAGAGGAUAGACGGAGCAAGAGAGAGGCUGACAGAAAGGUGUUCUUGUAGAAGGAAGGAGAGACUGGGGUUGGCUAAAGAGAGGGGAAGAGAGGGUGCGGGGAGUAAGGGCUAUCACCUGGGAAGCACAGCAGGGAAUACACCCAGAGGGUGGCAGGAGGGCACAGAGAGGCAGAGACACUCCUCCAGCUAGACAGACCCGGACAGACAAGGGGCGACUGAGGCUGACCUUGCAGACGAGCUUCCAUCCCUUGGCUCUGCACGAGAACCUGUGGGGUGCAGGGGGCUGGUUGCUCUCUGGGGAGCCCUGACGGGGGGGGGGGUCCCGCCCAAGGGCCACCCCACAUCAGGAAGCCCUGAGAUGGAGCGCAGGGCCUCCGAGACCCCUGAGGAUGGGGACCCAGAGGAGGACACAGCCACAGCCCUCCAACGGCUGGUGGAGCUGACGACCAGCAGGGUGACCCCGGUGAGGAGCCUUCGGGACCAGUACCACCUCAUCCGGAAGCUGGGCUCCGGCUCCUACGGCCGCGUGCUCCUCGCCCAGCCUCACCAGGGGGGUCCAGCUGUGGCUCUGAAGCUCCUGCGUCGGGAUUUGGUCCUGAGAAGCACCUUCCUGAGGGAGUUCUGUGUGGGCCGCUGCGUCUCUGCACACCCAGGCCUGCUGCAGACCCUGGCAGGACCCCUACAGACCCCCCGCUAUUUUGCCUUCGCCCAGGAGUACGCGCCCUGUGGGGACCUCAGCGGGAUGCUGCAAGAAAGGGGCCUCCCAGAACUGCUGGUGAAGCGGGUGGUGGCCCAGCUGGCAGGAGCUCUGGACUUCCUCCACAGCCGGGGGCUGGUCCACGCAGAUGUCAAACCUGACAACGUGCUGGUCUUCGACCCGGUCUGCAGCCGUGUGGCCCUGGGAGACCUGGGUCUGACCCGGCCAGAGGGCAGCCCGACCCCUGCCCCACCAGUGCCUCUGCCCACGGCACCGCCUGAGCUCUGCCUCCUGCUACCGCCCGACACCCUGCCUCUGCGGCCAGCCGUGGACUCCUGGGGCCUGGGGGUGCUUCUCUUCUGUGCUGCCACUGCCUGUUUCCCUUGGGACGUGGCACUGGCCCCCAACCCUGAGUUCGAGGCCUUCGCUGGCUGGGUGACCACCAAGCCUCAGCCACCUCAGCCACCACCACCCUGGGACCAGUUUGCGCCCCCAGCCCUGGCCUUGCUCCAGGGGCUUCUCGACCUGGAUCCCGAGACUAGGAGCCCCCCACUGGCUGUCCUGGACUUCCUGGGGGACGACUGGGGGUUGCAAGGGAACAGAGAGGGACCUGGGGUUUUGGGGAGCGGCGUGUCCUAUGAGGACGGGGAGGAGGGAGGCUCAAGCCUGGAGGAGUGGACAGAUGAGGGUGAUGACGGCAAAAGUGGUGGGAGGACGGGGACAGAUGGGGGAGCUCCCUGACCAGGUGACGGAGACAGGUGGCCAGAGCCUGGGCCAGAGGCCCUUCCCCCAGCCCCCAGGGCCACCUGGAUGGAGAGACAGCUGCACCCGGGAGGACAGAGAGGGAACACAUUGCACUCUCCCUACGGAACGCUGGGCUUGGACGCGCAUUCCUCUUCCAACUGAGGACCCAAGAGCCCAGCUCCUGCCCCUCCUCUCUCAGACGCAGGAUCCAGGCUCCCAGCCCUUCCUCCCUCAAGGACCUUUCCUCUUCCCUCCGUCCAGAGUGUCUUCUUUUUUAUUUUUAUUUUUUUUAGACAGAAUCUCGGUCUGUGACCCAGGCUGGAGUGCAGUGGCGCCAUCUCAGCUCACUGCAAGCUCUGCCUCCCGGGUUCACGCCAUUCUCCUGCCUCAGCCUCCCGAGUAGCUGGGACUACAAGCACCCGCCACCACGCCCAGCUAAUUUUUUGUAUUUUUAGUAGAGACAGCAUUUAACCUUGUUAUCCAGGAUUGUCUCGAUCUCCUGACCUCGUGAUCCACCCGCCUCAGCCUCCCAAAGUGCUGGAAUUACAGGCGUGAGCCACCGCGCCCAACCCAGAGUGUGUCUUCUUGAAGGAAGGCACUGGUCCCCCAUCACCACCCACACCCUGCCUUGUGUGUUUCUGUGCUCUGAGGACAUGCUGAAUGCUCAUCAUGGACCUCUUUUUCUUUUUCUUUUUUCGAGGAGUCUCGCUCUGUCACCCAGGCUGGAGUGCAGUGGUGCGAUCUCGGCUCACUGCAACCUCCCCCUCCCAGGUUCAAGUGAUUCUCCUGCUUCAACCUCCCAAGUAGCUGGGAUUACACCCGCACCACCACACCUGGCUAAUUUUGUAUUUUUAGUAGAGGUGGGGUUUCACCAUGUUGGCCAGGCUGGUCUCGAACUCCUGACCUCAGAUGAUCCACCCGUCUUGGCCUCCCAAAGUGCUGGGAUGACAGGCAUGAGCCACCACGCCUGGCCAUCAUGGAGUUCUGAUGGGAUCACUCCUCUCCUCUAAGACCUUCCGUGGCUCCCGCUGUCCAUGUCACAAGAUCUGAACUUUAGGAUCCGACACCAUAUAAACCUCACCCUCCACCUCUCCCAUUUCUCUGGGCUGUGGGUGAUGUCAUGGGCGCCACUCAUCUGUUCUGGACCUAAAUCUACACAUGUGAGAACACACACACACACACGCACAUACACGUGCAUGCGCACACACGCACACACACGCGCACACGCACACGCAUAUGCACAUGCGUGCACACACACACGCAUGCACGCACAGCUGCUGCCAGACAUUGGCGCACUGUGUGGCCUCCGAGAGCAUCUUCCCCCUGUCCCAUGGCUCCAGAAAGCGGCCCCCACCCCCAGCCCUCUCUGGCCUCCUGGGGAACUUGUAUUAGAACAAUCCGUGUCUCUUUCUGACUGUCCAGGCUGGACCUGGUCUUCUCCGUAUUUAGAUCCUUCCCAGUUCUGCUCCCACAGAGCACCAUGGACUGUGAUUGUCCCAGCUCCAUCCCCCUUUCUCAGACCCGUCAAUCCUAAGAGCCAGGCCUGGUACCCAUGGGUCUCCUUCCUCACCAAGGCCAGCCCGCGCCCCGCAGUCCCACGGCACCUCCCAGACAGGACACGGAGCCUGGCUUGUGGAGGUUCACGCCUGCAGGACGAGGACGAACUAGAUCCAAAUCCAAGACCCCAGCACCCAGCGGAGGGUCCAGAACUGGAAACUGUGUUUCCUAAGCAGGAAGGUAUGCUUCCAGGCUGGGAAGUGAGCUCACUACAUACGGACACGGCAUCCUGGGCUCGAUCCAUCGUGGAAGCGCUGCUGAAAUAACAGUCUGGUGUUGGCCCAACUGUGAGCCUCGUAGUUUUGACGAAUGUCUCACGGUUUGCAUCGCGAUGCCGACACCGGGGGAGGCUGGGGGAGGGUGCAUGGGAACUCUCCGCAGGAUCUUGGCAACCAUUUU